AUGGACAUCUUCAACUUCCUCCAAUCUCUCUUUCUCCUCCUCCUCCUCCUCCUCCUUUUCCCUCUCAUUUCUGCAGUGAAUAGUACUCCCAGUAACUGUCCAACUUCCAUUUGUUUCAACAGCAACUUCACCAUUCGAUUCCCUUUCCAAGCAGUCCCCGGAGCCUCGCCAAACUGCGUCUAUCCCGGCUUUAAUCUAAGCUGCGACAGCCAAGGCAAUACGGUUAUAAGAUUUCCUUAUUCCGGAGAAUUCUUCGUUCGCAGUAUCGACUACCGAGCACAAGAAAUCCAGCUCUAUGACCCAUCCAAUUGCCUUCCAAGGCGGCUUCUGGACUUUAACCUUUCUGGGACUCCUUUCCGGGUCGCUUAUCAUAUCAACUACACGUUCAUGCUAUGUCCAACGGCUUUCACUCAGUCUAGAUUUACCGCUGUUCCUUGUUUGAGUGAUUCAACAAACACGACCUUGGCAACUUCUUCGAAUACUCUGGUGGAAUUUUUGGCGCCAAAGCACUGCAAAGUACUUGUUACAAUGCCGAUACCGGUUUCUUCGCCAACGCAAUCUGACUCUGGAUUUACGUCUGGGCUUAACGGUGAUCUUCAGCUGUAUUGGGAUGUACCCAACUGUGAAGAUUGUGAAGCGCAGGGGGUUAUGUGUGGAUUUGAGAAUAAUACAAGUCAACAAGUAAUGUGCUUUGAUAGUCCUGCAGGAACAGGUAAUUACGCCCCUCUGUUGACUUUCAUUUCUCUUUUGACAGACACGGCUGACCAUCUCCGAUUGCUCAAGAUGAUCUCCCUCACCGUAGCCAUUCCAACCAUUGUAUGCGCAUUCUGUACAGCAUGCAUAUGCUUAAUCCAUGGAAGGCAGAGCCACGGCAUGGCCAGGCAGCAAAACUUUGAUCCGACGGUAACACUGCAGCCAUCCGACACUUCAAUUUCCGGCUUAGACCAAUCCAGCAUUGAAUCAUACACCAAAGUAGUUCUCGGUGAAAGCCGGCGUCUCCCCAUGGGGCCUAAUGAUGGAACUUGCCCGAUAUGCUUGUCAGAUUAUCGCGCGGAAGAGGUUGUCAGAUGUAUACCGGAGUGCCAGCAUUGCUUUCACGCUGGUUGCAUCGAUGCGUGGCUUAGAUUGAACAAUUCAUGCCCAGUUUGCAGGAAUUCCCCAUCUCUUGCUCAUGGUGUUCUGCAACCAGUUUGAUUCUUGAGUUUUGUUAAUGUUUGGAGUGUGCUUUCGUUUCUCUUAGGCAGAGUAGUGGUUUUGAAUUGCAUUCGUUUGCGGAUCAAAAAAAGAAAAGAAAAAAUUAGCAGGUUGAGUGGUGUACAUAAAGCAAAAUACCUUGUAAAUGUAAUUUUUUGAUAUGAUACGCAGUCACCGUGUUUGCAAUAGCUCUUGAUACAUAUUAUAGAUUACAAUUUUUAGAUUAUGCUGCAAAUUUUAAGUUUUAGAUCUAAGUAAAAGCAUAUAUUUAUGUUUACCAUAUGUGAAAGCUAGUACUGCUUACUACAAAAAGUUAAAAAUUACCUUUCAGAAUACUUACAAUUUAAAAUCUAUCUGAAAAGCACUGCAAACCUAGCUUGUCUAGAAUCAGAUUUUAGAAUCCUUUUAAUCUGUUAGACAAGAAUUUUUGACAAACACUACGGACAUUUAAAAGCUAAAAUCUCAAAAUCUACCUCUAGAGUUUUGUGAACACGCACACGGUACAUAAGUGUAACAUAACACCACCCUUGACAUUCAUAUAGCUGAUACUUGAAAUCGAGGCAUUGAUAAUCUUUCCUCAAUCAAGCAGUUCAACAAUCGUAUCUUACAGAGUCACAAGUAUAUUGACAAAUCUCGGAGCAACAGUCAAGAUGUGUGCCACAGCAGACGAAAUCUAAUUUUGGGACACCUCAAAUCAACAUUCUGUUAUUUUGCUCAAGUCGUGAGCAGUCACUUGUAAAUUGGAACUCAAAAUGAACCACUUCCAAAGAGAGGCAUACAAAGCCAUGAAAAUAAUUCGAAUUAUUCAUUUCUUGGCAAGCAGCUUCUUUGGAAGCAUCUCCAAAGGUGUGGUUUUGAGCAGGAAAAGCCUGGCAGCACGCUCUUGCAAUGUACCCCCGCAUUUCAGC
Rhododendron vialii is the source of this 2102-nucleotide messenger RNA. RefSeq names its product putative RING-H2 finger protein ATL21A. NCBI's taxonomy places the organism in Eukaryota, Viridiplantae, Streptophyta, Magnoliopsida, Ericales, Ericaceae. Gene Ontology annotation, molecular function: polysaccharide binding. The transcript has 2 exons. The record is from RefSeq and is a predicted model, not a curated record. Bases 1 to 1194 code for a protein of 397 amino acids.